Molecule: messenger RNA, 1101 nt
Organism: Cydia splendana
Lineage: Eukaryota; Metazoa; Arthropoda; Insecta; Lepidoptera; Tortricidae
Exons: 1
Coding region: 1-1101 (366 amino acids)
Biological process (GO): DNA integration
Molecular function (GO): nucleic acid binding
Source: RefSeq, a predicted model, not a curated record
AUGAAACAAAUCGCGCGGAAUUACGUUUGGUGGGACACACUGGACGCGGACAUCGAGCGGGUGGCGGAGCAGUGCGCCGCGUGCCGCGCGCAGCGCUCUGCGCCGGCGCCCGCGCCUCUGCACUCGUGGCCGUGGCCAGGGGAACCCUGGGCGAGAUUAAACUUAGACUUUCUAGGGCCUUUUAAUAACGCAUACUAUUUAGUUAUAAUCGACGCUCAUUCUAAGUGGAUAGAGGUCGAAAAAAUUAAAACUGGAUCUGCCUCUGUUGUAAUCAAUUGCUUACGAACAUUGUUCGCACGUUUCGGCCUGCCGAAACAAGUAGUCACCGACAAUGGGCCACCGUUUUCGUCGGCCGAAUUCGGCUCUUAUCUCAGACGUAACGGAAUUCGACACACCUUAGUAGCUCCUUAUCAUCCGGCCAGCAAUGGCGCGGCCGAGAAUGCGGUGCGUACCAUUAAGCGAGUGUUGAAGAAAGCCGUUAUCGAGAACGAGAAAGACGUCACGGCUCUCAGUAGGUUUUUGUUCAUGUACAGAAAUACUGAACACAGCACUACUAAGAAAGAACCGGCAGUGGCGCUUCUAGGGCGGCGGCUUCGCGGUCACCUCGACCUGCUGCGGCCCGACACCGCGGACGUGGUGCGCACCGCGCAGCGGGCCAGCGAGCGGCGCAGCGAGGGCCACGCGUUGCGGCAGGGCGAGCCGGGGGCCGAGGUGCUGGUGCGAGACUACGCGCGCGGAGCGCACAAGUGGGCCGAGGGACAGGUGCUUGCGCGAGAAGGGCCCGUAUCUUAUGUAGUGCGAACGAGUGACGGCCGCACACAUAAACGACACGUAGAUCAACUGCAUUUCAGAAAGUCGAGAUUUACGCUCAGUGACAUUGACGAUAAGGCACCCACACCCGUCUCACAUCAGCCAGCGGACAAAGUCCAGGUAGACAUCCCGGAAGUCACAGGGUUGCCCGCUGAUGAUACGGAUCAGAAUGACGGGGAAGGUGGAGGCGAGGACGAGUAUGGCACGCCGCCGGGGACUCCGACAAAACAUGACGAACGUUGUCGCCGGAAAGCUGCUGUCCGUUGUUUAGAAAGAUUAAAACAAAUUUAA